UCAUCAGUUAGUUCGUGGUCAUCCUUCCCCCAAGAAAGGUUCUGCCAAAUACGACUUCUUAACUGCACACAAAGUUAAGUUAGUUGUUUGUCGGCUUUGUUGAUGACACUUUGUCGUAUUUACUUGCAACUGUCAAAUUUCUCAAGUUUGAUAAGUACAGAGAACGACGGUUCGGAAUUUUUUGUGUAGUACAAAAAUUAUCAGCUGCAAAAUUCAUUCCUCAUUGAGUGACUGACUGACGUUUUUUUUCGGGUUGGAUUAGAAGAAUAAUAAUCAUAUAUCUUCCAGUUUUAAUAAAUUUGUACAAAAAAGUGCCAAUUUGUUUAUGGUGGUGGUGGUGUUGAUUAAAUGACAAGUUGUGGAUAAUUCAUAUCAAAGUUUGUUUAAGGAUAAUUUUAGUCGUAUUUUGUGAAAAUGAGUGCCGGAGGGCGAGGCGGUGGUCCAAGUGGGGAUGAUAACACAUUGGACAAAAAUGACCCUGACUUCAAGUACCUCAUUGUCGACCGGAAUAUCAUCAAUGAUCCGGCAUCGCAGGCAGAAUGGACGCAGAAACGACUGGUGUGGGUGCCAAAUGAGGCGUAUGGAUUCGUUCCGGCUUCCAUUAAGAUGGAGAAGGGCGAAUCUGUCGAGGUGGAGAUGGUCGAUACGUCCAAGAGGAUGGUCGUAAAUAAGGACGAUAUUCAAAAGAUGAAUCCGCCCAGAUUCGACAAGGUUGAAGACAUGGCAGAUCUCACCUGUCUUAAUGAAGCUUCCGUCCUCCAUAACUUGAAAGAUAGAUACUACUCUGGGCUUAUUUACACUUAUUCCGGCCUAUUUUGCGUGGUUGUAAAUCCCUACAAACGUCUUCCAAUUUAUACGGAGAAAAUAAUGGAGUUGUACAAAGGGAAAAAGCGAUACGAUGUCCCACCUCAUGUCUUUGCCAUUACUGACUCAGCCUACCGGUCAAUGCUCCAAGAGCGAGAAGACCAGUCCAUUUUAUGUACUGGAGAAUCUGGUGCGGGUAAAACGGAAAACACAAAGAAAGUUAUCCAAUACUUGGCCUACGUAGCUGCCAGUAAACCACGCGGAACUGGGAUUCAUCAUUCCACGGUGGUGCCCACUUUCAAUAUAGGAGAACUAGAGCAACAACUUCUUCAAGCAAAUCCAAUUCUGGAGGCGUUUGGAAAUGCCAAGACUGUAAAAAAUGACAAUUCUUCCAGAUUUGGUAAAUUCAUACGGAUAAACUUUGACACUAUUGGCUACAUUGCGGGAGCCAAUAUCGAAACGUACCUUCUUGAGAAAUCUAGAGCAAUAAGACAAGCAAAGGAUGAGAGAAGUUUCCACAUAUUCUACCAACUACUGGCCGGUGCAACUGAUGCUCAAAGAAAGGAGUUCGUAAUAGAGCCAGCCGGCAACUACACAUUCCUUACCAAUGGAGGCCUCCCUGUCCCCGGUGUUGAUGACGUGGUAGAAUUUCAGGCGACCGUUCAAUCAAUGGAAAUCAUGGGCAUGGCCCCGGAUGAUUUUGCUUCUAUAUUUCGUGUCAUUUCGGCCGUUCUUCACUUUGGAAAUAUGGAAUUCAAGCAAGAAAGAAAUUCGGACCAGGCUAUUCUUCCUGACAAUACCGUUGCCCAAAAAGUUGCACACUUAUUGGGUCUCAAUGUCUCUGAAAUGAUUAAAGCGUUCUUAAAACCAAGAAUAAAGGUUGGAAGGGACCAUGUAACGAAAGCUCAAACUAAGGAACAAGUAGAAUUCGCUGUCGAAGCCAUUGGAAAAGCUACGUACGAGAGACUCUUCAGAUGGCUGGUGAACAGAAUCAACAGGUCGUUGGACAGGACGAAGAGACAAGGGGCUUCAUUUAUCGGUAUUCUGGAUAUUGCUGGUUUCGAAAUCUUUGAGCUCAACUCGUUCGAACAAUUGUGCAUCAACUACACAAAUGAAAAGCUACAACAGUUGUUCAACCACACCAUGUUCGUUCUGGAACAAGAAGAAUACCAAAAGGAAGGAAUCGAUUGGAAGUUUAUUGAUUUUGGUCUUGAUCUUCAACCAACUAUUGACUUGAUUGAAAAACCUAUGGGUAUUCUUGCCCUUCUUGAUGAAGAGUGCUGGUUCCCAAAAGCUACGGAUAAGUCAUUUGUGGAAAAAUUAUUGUCCGCACAUACCCAACAUACCAAGUUUUUCAAGACCGACUUCCGAGGACAGGCUGACUUUGCUGUCCUACAUUAUGCUGGAAAAGUUGACUAUUCUGCCGCUCAGUGGUUGAUGAAGAACAUGGACCCUCUAAAUGAAAAUGUUGUCCAACUCGUUCAAAACAGUUUGGAUCCAUUUGUGGUUACAAUCUGGAAGGAUGGUACUGAAAUUGUGGGAAUGGCACAACAAGCAAUGUCUGACACUCAAUUCGGAGCCAGGACACGAAAGGGAAUGUUCAGAACUGUUUCACAGUUAUACAAAGAACAAUUGUCAAAAUUAAUGGCAACACUGAAAAACACAAACCCCAACUUUGUGAGAUGUAUAAUUCCCAAUCAUGAGAAGAGGUCUGGAAAAAUUGAUGCUCCAUUAGUUUUGGACCAACUGAGGUGCAAUGGUGUCCUGGAAGGAAUUCGAAUUUGCAGACAGGGAUUCCCCAACAGAAUUCCAUUCCAAGAGUUCCGACAGCGCUACGAGUUACUCACGCCAAAUGUGAUUCCCAAAGGAUUUAUGGAUGGCAAGAAAGCUUGCGAAAAAAUGAUUAACGCAUUGGAGUUGGAUAGCAACCUUUACAGAAUUGGUCAAUCCAAGAUCUUCCUUCGUGCUGGAGUGUUGGCUCACUUGGAGGAAGAAAGAGACUUGAAAAUCACCGAUUUAAUUGUCAACUUCCAAGCAUUUUGUCGUGGGAUGCUCGCUCGUCGAAUGUAUUCUCGUCGAGUGCAACAGCUCAAUGCCAUCAGAAUUAUCCAAAGAAAUUGCUCUGCUUACUUAAAAUUGCGCAAUUGGCAAUGGUGGCGACUGUAUACGAAAGUGAAACCACUUCUCCAAGUUACAAAACAGGACGAAAAACUAAUUCAGAAAGAGGACGAGCUCAAACAAUUAAAGAACAAAUUGGAAUCUACUGUGAGAGUUACCUCCGAAAUUGAACAGAAGCUUACCCAAGCGAUAGAGGAGAAAGGAAUGCUGGCUGAACAGUUACAAGCGGAAACAGAAUUAUGUGCUGAAGCUGAAGAAAUGCGGGCUCGGUUAGCAUUAAAAAAGCAAGAACUGGAGGAAAUCCUUCACGAUAUGGAAGCGCGUAUCGAAGAGGAGGAAGAACGCGUAGUUUCCCUCAAUCAAGAAAAGAAAAAGCUCCAACUGAACAUCCAGGAUUUGGAGGAACAAUUAGAAGAAGAAGAAGCUGCAAGACAAAAGCUCCAAUUGGAGAAAGUGCAAGGAGAUGCCAAGAUCAAGAAAAUGGAAGAAGACUUGGUCAUUUCUGAAGAUAGCAACACCAAGUUGGUUAAAGACAAGAAAAUAAUGGAGGAGAAAAAUAAUGAUUUGAGCCAAGCGUUGGCUGAAGAAGAAGAAAAGAGCAAACACUUGGCAAAGCUGAAAACCAAGCAUGAAGCAACAAUUGCUGAUAUUGAAGAGCGACUUAAAAAAGAACAACACGCUAGACAAGAAAAUGAUCGGCUGAAACGUAAAAUGGAAUCGGAACUUCAAGACAUCAAAGAGCAAAUUAACGAGAAGCGCCUUCAAGUUGAAGAAUUUCAACUCAAUUUGGCCAAGAAAGACGAAGAAGUAAGCCAACUCUUGACAAAAAUUGAUGAAGAGUCAGCAGCCAAAGCAACAGCUCAGAAAUCCUUGCGAGAACUAGAGUCUCAACUUUUGGAAUUGCAAGAGGACUUGGAGGCUGAAAAGGCUGCGAGAAAUAAGGCAGAAAAGAACAAGAGAGAUUUAAGCGAAGAGUUGGAGGCACUUAAGAACGAAUUGUUGGACAGUUUGGACACUACCGCAGCACAGCACGAGCUUCGAGCCAAACGAGAACAAGAGUUGGCCGCUCUCAAGAAAAGCUUAGAGGAAGAAACAGUGUCGCAUGAACAAGGUGUCACUGAAUUACGACACAAACAUGUCCAGGAGGUACAGGAUCUUAUGGAACAAUUGGACGGUCUGAAGAAGACUCGUGUAAAUCUUGAAAAGCUGAAGGGUACUUUGGAAUCUGAAAAUGUUGACUUGGCGAAUGAGCUCAAGAAUCUGCAAGGGGCCAAGACAGAGAAUGAAAGAAAACGGAAGGUUCAGGAAAGUCAGAUUCAGGAACUUCAAUUGAAACUGGCUGAAAGUGAACGAGCCCGAGCUGAACUCUCCGAGAAGCUGGCCAAAGUUACAAGUGAACUCGAAGCUGCCUUCAUUCAACUGGAACAAGCAGACUCCAAGGCUUCUCAAGCUGGUAAAAAUUCUGCCGCUAUUGAAACCCAAAUGGUCGAAAUUCAAGGUUCCUUGGAAGAAGAGACACGACAAAAGUUGGCCCUUAGUGCAAAAAUGCGUCAACUAGAAUCAGAGAAGGAGCAGAUAAUUGAGCAAUUAGAAGAAGAGGAAGAAGCCAAGAAAAAUAUGGAGAAAGCAAUGACCAGCCUGAGUCAAUCCGUUGCCGACUUGAAGAAGAAGGCAGAAGACGACUUAGAAACAAUAACCACACUGGAAAACAGUCAAAAGAAAGUACUUAAAGACAUGGAACUUAUUAAAAGUCAAAACGAGGAACUGAUGGCCAAUUGUGACAAACUUGAAAAGUCUCGAAAGAAACUUCAACAAGAACUUGAAGAUGUUGGCAUUGAUUUAGAAACACAACGAAGCAAAGUCAUCGAAUUAGAAAAGAAGCAGAGGAAUUUUGACAAGAUCCUCGUCGAAGAGAAAAUUAUUAGCGAAAGAUUCUCCCAAGAAAAGGAUCAAGCGGAACGCGAAGCUCGAGAAAAAGAAACUAAAUUGCUUUCCCUCAAUCGUGAAUUGGAGGAGAAGGAUGCCCAAAUCGAGGAGCUGGAAAGGCUAAAGCGUCAACUACAGAACGAACUCGAUGAGUUGGCAAAUUCUCAGGGCACCGCUGACAAGAAUGUUCACGACCUCGAGAAACAAAAACGUGCUCUCGAGUCCCAACUGUCUGAACAAAAGACACAAAUCGAAGAACUCGAGGACGAAUUGCAGUUGACGGAGGACGCCAAACUUAGACUCGAAGUCAACAUGCAAGCUUUGAAGACUCAGUUCGAAAGAGAUAUUCAAGCCAAAGAAGAAAGCAACGAAGAGAAACGUAAAACCCUUCUCAAGCAACUACGCGACACUGAAGCAGAGUUGGAGGAUGAACGGAAAAAUAGAACGGCGGCCGUCAAUGCUCGCAAAAAGAUUGAGAGCGAUUACAACGAACUUCUUAGUCAGAUGGAGGCCAACAACAAGAUGAAGGAGGAUGCUCUCAAGCAAUUGAAAAAGAUUCAAGGCCAAAUCAAAGACUUCCAACGAGAUGCCGAAGAAGCCCGUCUUGGCCGAGAAGAAGCAAUUGCUGUCGCCAAAGAUGCCGAAAAACGCCUCAAGGGAAUUGAAACGGAUAUUUUCCAACUUCAAGAAGACCUCGCUGCUUCAGAAAGACAACGCCGAGCCGCAGAAGCUGAGAGGGACGAAUUGGCUGAAGAAGUUAGCAACGGCACGAACAGGGGAACACUUUUGGUGGACGAAAAACGUCGUCUUGAAGCUCGCAUUCAGAGUUUGGAAGAAGAGCUGGAGGAAGAACAAAGUAAUAACGAAAUGUUGCAAGAACGAGCAAGGAAAGCCGUCCUCUUAAACGAACAACUUGGUGCUGAGCUACAAGUAGAGAAGUCUACCAACCAAAAACUAGAAAAUGCUCGUGCGCUGCUGGAGAAGCAGAACAAGGAGCUCAAACAAAAAUUGACCGAGUUAGACACGAGCCAAAAGUUGAAGACUAAAGCGACAAUAACUAGUCUUGAAAAUAAAGUUCAACAAAUGGAAGAGCAAUUGGAACUGGAGGCCAAGGAGAGGUUAGCCCAGCAGAAGGUUGUUCGUCGGCAAGAUAAGAGGAUGAAGGAGCUCAGUCUUCAAAUGGAAGAUGAAAAGAGGAACUCGAGCAACAUGAAGGAACAAAUUGACAAGUCUAACGCUCGUGUGAAAGCCUUGAAACGGCAAUUGGACGAGACCGAGGAGGAAAUUUCUAGGGAAAAGGCGAUUAAACGUAAACUUCAAAGAGAUUUCGAUGACCUGACCGAGAGUUACGAGUCGCUCGCAAGGGAAAAUGGAACCCUCAAGAAUAAAAUACGACGUGGAACGGGAACGGGGUUGAGCCUAAAUUCUAGCCGUUUAUCCAAAAGAGGUUCAUUACCGAAUUCCGGUCCAGGAGAUGAUUCUGUAGCGUCUCAAGAAGAGUCCUUUGACGGUGAGGAUGAAAAAGCAUAGAGUCAAUCCAUGAAUCUAUGCAUAUUUUCAUAAAUCACUAAAAUGAACUCUUCCAACACGAACGAAGAGAAGGAAAAGUUAUUAUGAACCCAAUACGAUUAGAAUUUAAUUAUUGUGUAUGUGAGUAUGAAAAGUUAUAGUUUAGCAUUAUCUAUAUUGUCCUCGUCGUUGAAUUUACCUCUCAAUAAUUACUUUUCGUCAUGAUAAUUCUACUACUUUAGCUUGUCGGUUAUCAAGUACUUACAUAUGAUGAUAUGGGUUAUUUAUGGAAUAAUAAUAUAAUAUACGACGAAUAAACAGUGCCUUACCUCUUUGCUAAUGAUAGCUUAAUUUAGAAUGUAUCCUUUAGGCUAAUGAUACAUGUAUGUAGGCUCAAGAUAAUUAAUUUGUGCUUCAUUUAACUGACUAAAUAUAUUAUUUUAUCAAUUAAUCUGUCCAAUGACGUAAGAUAUGUAAGCUUUACGUAACAAUUAAAACAUGUGACAUUCCCCCCGUAGGAUUAUUUGAGUGAAAACAAUGAUGAAUGCAAACAAACAAUAAUCAUUAAUCAGGGUUGACCAUGAUUACUACUGCUACUAUAUACAUUCUGGCUACUUGUACUUUUCUCGUUUUUUUCUCAUAAAGUUUAAUAGAGUAUUAGUUUCGUAGUAUUAAUUAGCCCUCUGACCAUUAAUGAACCACAAGGCUGUAUUAUUUAAAAUUUAUAUUGUGUUUUCCAUUGUCAUCAUCACGUUGACAUCACGAUCGAGUUUGAUUUCUCUCUACAUGCAUAAUAAUUAUUAUUAUUUGAUACCAGUGAUUACAUGAAACCAUUCGGCCAUGCUUACCUACCUGUUUAGAAUUAUAUUUAAUUAUUAGUUAUCAGUUAGCGUUUUAUUUGAAAAAAAUUGUGCAAGGCCAUUAAUAACAAACAACUAAAUAGUACUCGACUAACUUUAAACAAAAACUGGAGUAAAAUAUUGUGAUUUGUAUCUAUAAAAUUAAUAACAGAUUUAUAUCAUUUAAAACUUGUUUGCCUACUUUAAUUUAAUUAUUUACAAAUUAUUUGCUGCCUCAUGAUUAUUCUGACUUGAUUCAUUUCCAUAAUUCACUUGGUUUAACUUGUUCUUCCAAAAUUAGAUAUUUCUGAGAAUAUUGUUGCGAAUGUUGUAUUAUCAAAGUAAAUUUUAUAAGAUUUACUUUACGUAUUAAACAUAAAAUAAAAACUUUUUUCUUUGGA
Molecule: messenger RNA, 7597 nt
Organism: Folsomia candida
Lineage: Eukaryota; Metazoa; Arthropoda; Collembola; Entomobryomorpha; Isotomidae
Gene: zip
Product: myosin heavy chain, non-muscle
Exons: 23
Coding region: 415-6378 (1987 amino acids)
Cellular component (GO): myosin complex
Molecular function (GO): cytoskeletal motor activity; actin filament binding; ATP binding
Source: RefSeq, a predicted model, not a curated record